Molecule: messenger RNA, 321 nt
Organism: Fusarium coffeatum
Lineage: Eukaryota; Fungi; Ascomycota; Sordariomycetes; Hypocreales; Nectriaceae
Exons: 4
Coding region: 1-321 (106 amino acids)
Source: RefSeq, a predicted model, not a curated record
AUGGCGCCCAACUCCCAAAGCAUUACCAUCGCGGGGGGUCACCCCCUUUUCCCCCCCGGGGACCGUUCUGUCCCCGCAAACCAUGUCCGGAUUGUUUCCGGCGGCGCUCUCUGGUGCCCUCCGGGCACAGUCCUGUCGGUGGCUUCCACCGAUGUCAUUCUUCGGCCCGGGGCCGAGAAGCAGAAGAAGAAGAAGAAGAAGAAGAGCAAGAAGGCUAGGAAGGCCGAGAAGAAGAAGGCCGAGGAGGAGAAGAAGGAGGAGACCGAGGAGAAGAAGAAGGAUGAGCCCGAGGAGGACAAGCCCGAGAAGAAGGAGGAGUAA